Molecule: messenger RNA, 5308 nt
Organism: Seriola aureovittata
Lineage: Eukaryota; Metazoa; Chordata; Actinopteri; Carangiformes; Carangidae
Product: DENN domain-containing protein 5B-like
Exons: 21
Coding region: 210-4007 (1265 amino acids)
Molecular function (GO): small GTPase binding; guanyl-nucleotide exchange factor activity
Source: RefSeq, a predicted model, not a curated record
GACCAUCGCUGGAUCAUCCUGUGCUCCAUCAGAGUCAGACCGCGGAUCAGUGUGUGCAGGCAGGCGGGCUCACACACACACGCUCAGCACACCGAUCAGGAAAGGACGAGGAGGGGGGUACAGCAUUUCGGAUUAGCCGCAUCAACUAUGAACAUCCAUAACGUUAAGUAGAAGUAAACGGAGCUCUCACACCAUAAAACGCGUCGAGGAUGAGCGGGACUGCAGCGGCCACAGGAUCGGCUUCUUGCCGUUUCGCCCACUAUUUUGUUGUGUGUGGAGUGGACGCAGAGACGGGCCUAGAGCCGGACGAUGGAGCAGGUGAAAGCUUUGAGCAGAGCCCCAUUCGACGAUCCUUCAAGUCAAAGGUUCUGGUGCACUACCCUGAAAACACGGACAGGAACCCCUUCAAUAAAGAUGCUGUCAACAUGCUCUGUAUGCCAAGGGGUCUGUCUUUCCGCACUCAGGCAGACAGACUCGAUCCUCAGUUCCACUCAUUUACAAUUUCUUCUGACGAUGGCAUGCGUUCCUACGGCUUCGUCCACACGUUCUAUGAGGAGGUGACUAGUCCUCAGAUCAUCACUGCCAUGCAGACUCUCUAUCAGAUGCACCAUGUGGAGCGCCAGUCCUCCUCAUCGGCCUCCUCUCCAUCCUCCUCGUCUUCAUCUGCCUCCUCGCCCUCCACCUCCAGCAUGGACUCUCUUGUGAGCAGCUUGGAUGAGUCAGACGCUGAGUCCCUGGUCGGGGUUUCUGGCUGCCUUGGCUGUGCAGGCUCCUUCGAUCCGGCACGUGACACCCUGUACGUGUCCAAAGCCCUCUGCCUCCUGGCUCCGCUCCCUUUUCUUCAAGCUUCACGACAGUUCCUAUCUCAGCUGCACCAGGCUGUGACAUCACACACGGCUCCACCUCUCCCUCUGGAGAGCUACAUCCACAACAUCCUGUACGAGGUGCCCCUGCCUCCCCCCGGCAGGUCGCUGAGGUUCCACGGGGUGCAGGGGCCCAUCAUGUGCCAGCGGCCUGGGCCGGGUGAGCUCCCACUGGGGGAGUAUCCUCUUGGAGAGGCGUUCUCCCUCCUGGGUGUCGACAAUAUGGUGCAGCUACUUACCUGUGCAUUUCUGGAGACACAAGUCCUACUGUACUCUCAAGACUACCAGCGUUUGAUGACAGUGGCAGAGGGCGUCACCACCUUGCUAUUCCCAUUCCAGUGGCAACACAUCUACCUGCCCAUCGUUUCUGCGCCGCUACAUCACCUGCUGGAUGCCCCUGUGCCGUUCGUGAUGGGCAUCCAGCGCAGAGAAGGAGCUCAGCGGUCCGCUCUCCACCUACCACACGAGGCCAAUCUGUGCUUCGUGGACAUUGACAACCACUGCGUCGAAGCCCCCGAGGACCUUCCCUCGUUUCCAGACCAGACUGAGCUAAUCCAGGAACUGAGUGAGGUACUGCUGCGUUUUGGAGUCCCUCCACAGGGUGGUGUGAUCACCAAGCCCACCACCACCAGCACCCCCUCCCCUCGCAUGAGCAGCCUGGUCCUGGAGGAUCUGAUGGAGGACAGAAGGAACGGGAACCUCGGAGGUGAGGAGCUGGCGGUGCUGGAGAGGCUGCAGGCUUUGGCGCGGAGGUGCGGGGGAGGGAAAAUGUCAGAUGGCGGGAAGACGCUGGGACAUGAGUUUGAAGAGGAGGAGGAAGAGCUGAAGGCUGCUAAGCUGAACAUUCAGCUGAGGGAGGUGUUUGCUGGACGUUUUGCUGCCAUGUUUGGCAGGUAUGACGAGUUCGUCAUCCACAGUGCUCUGGACCUGGACUCCUGGUUGAGCAACCGAGAGGGGACGUUCAACUUUGACAAGGGUUCCUUCCUGUCAGUUCAGCCCACGACCCACUUGCGUUUCUUGUCUCGGUUCCUGGAGACAUCCAUGUUUUCUUCUUUUGUGGAUGGGAAAGUGAUAUCUCGCUGGGCGGAUAGAGAACCACUGCAGCAGCUGUUUGACAACCGUCUGGAGAAGGAACGACUGUAUGACACAGACAAGGACUCCUAUAACUGUCACUACAGGAAAUGCACCACACUCUUUGAGUCAGCCCAGGAAACUGAGCGCAGACUGCUGAAGGCCGACCACACAGCCAUACACCCCCACCUGCUGGACAUGAGGAUUGGCCAGGGUCGCCAUCAGCCGGGAUACUUCCCUAAGCUGCAGGCUGAUGUGCUUGCACAGGGACAAAACACCAACAAGUGGUCCAGUCGUGUGACAGCAUCACGCCGGACUGACCCCAAGAGAUCAAUGAUGUCAGAUCACUCAGGAGUGGACAAUGAACAGAGACAGAAGCACACAUUUGCGAGGAAGAACCUCCGUCAGUCCAAGCUACUCGACCCGUCGCCUCAAGCCGUCACUCAGACUCACCGAGAGUUUGUUGAUGGGCUGCUGAGUGAGUGUCGUCUGAAGACCAAACGGAUGCUGAUGGAGAGGAUGGGGAAGGAGAGUGUGGAUCUUGGUCAGGGAGAAGCCAACAUCACAGGCCUGCAGGAAAACACACUCAUCCACGGUCUGUGUGACCUACUGGAGAGAACCUGGGGCCAUGGUCUGCAGCUGAAACAGGGUAAGUCUGCUCUGUGGUCCCAUCUGCUUCACUACCAGGCAGCCCAGGGGAAGACGGAGGCACCAGCCGAAUCUCCAGGGUCUAACGCUUCAGACCAGAGAACGUUGGAUGAAGGCACUCAGCUCCUGAGAGGAUCCCUAGUACAGGAUAUGAGGUUUAUCCAGACCAUGAGUGAGUGUCUGUCAGAGGUGGGUCAGGCCCGGGCCUGGAUCCAUCUGGCUCUGGAGAAGAAAAUGCUUUCCCAUCACCUUAAAGAGCUGCUUACAAACCAGGAGCUGCUCAGGCAGCUGUAUAAACCUCAUGCAUUCCUGCUGUGUGAGGAAGAAAGGGAGCAGUUUUUGUUUCACCUGCUCUCUCUUAACACUGUGGACUACCUCUGCUUUACACGGGUCUUCACCUCCAUCAGUAUUCCAUACCGUGUUGUUAUUAUACCUAUGAAGAAGCUGAGCAUUGCAAUGGCAACAGUUAACCCCUGGGUGUGUGUGUCAGGAGAAAUGGGUGAUUCAGGAGUUAGACAGAUCCCGAAGAAUACACAAGAGAUUUUUUUCCAGUGUAAGAACCUGGGCAGGCUGAGCACUCUGCAGCUGGGACAGGAGAACUCUGGUUUGCUGGCCAAGUGUCUGAUUGACUGCGUGAUGGUGUACAACGAGAUCACUGGACACACCUACAAGUUCCCAUGUGGCCGAUGGCUGGGGAAAGGUGUGGGUGACGGCAGCUUGGAAAGAGUUCUCAUUGGUCAGCUGGUGUCACCUGGUGCUGAGGAGGAUGCUGGAAGGUGGACAGGGACUCCACCAGAGCUGGCCUCUCCUUCUCAGAGUGUACGGACAGUGCUGGGAUCUCUUGGCAGCCGAAGCAGAAUGCUGUCUGUUGAAGUACAAGAGGACAUGAGGGAGGCGGCAAAUAACCUUGUUAAACAUUUCCACAAAACCGAACAAGAGAGGGGAAACUUGACUGUCUUGUUAUGUGGUGAAGGAGGGUUGGUGCUGUCCUUGGAGAAGUUCCUCCUCCACAGCUUCAAAUCCAACCGUCUUUUCCAGAGGAAUGUAUUUGUUUGGGACUUUGUCGAGAAGGCAGUGGUUUCCAUGGAGACAGCUGAUCAGAUGGGUGACCUGCAUGGAUCAACACUGACAAAGGGUCCACCUUGUGACUCACUGUGCCACUAUGUCAAUGCCAUCAAUGCUUCACCCCGAAACAUCGGAAAAGAGGGCAAGUUCCAGCUGUUCGUCUGCUUGGGAAUCAGGGAUCGGUUUCUCCCUCAGUGGCUCCCCCUAUUGGCAGAAUGUCCUCUGACAGCACGGACAUACGAGGAAGGGGCUCUGCUGCGGGACCGUGCGGCUGUACACUCACUGUCUCGCAUCCUACACACACUCAAUGAGUUCACCAUCACCCUGGAGAUGGCACUGGUUAAAGGGGUUGACCUCUGACCCUGAGGGAUAAGAAUGGAGUUCAGCCCCCUGCUGUACAACCUACUGCAAGAAUGCUGACGGGUUCCAAUAUUCAUAUUUCCAUCUUGCGGGAAAGGGAAGUAUAUUCAGAGACUUGAGAAAGGUGACUUUAUCAUAUAAAAAAAAAGAAAGAACAGUGGACCAGAUGAAGUCACUGGCAACUCCAGCUCCAAACAUAUUGCCUUGUUCAACAAUGUAAAUGUCUUAGAUACUUUAUUUGCUUCAGGAAAUAGUGAGAUUUUUCCUAUGCUUGUUUACACUGUGAAAUUCUGUUUCCUUGAGGAGAAAUGGAGUCAUUCAUAAUCUCACAUCCACAGUAGAUAUUUUCACAGCUCACACCAUUUACCGUAUCUGACCCUAGGACAACUAUGACUCUCCUGCUACUGCUGUAUUGCUUGCACUUAAAUUUUAAACUAAGCACAUGCAUGGCCAAAAUCAGUUUCUUUGUUUGUUUGUUUAUGUCUUAGUGUGUUGUGAUCUGAAAUAUCAGGACUCAGGCCUUAUUAUAUAAACAUUUUUCUUGACAUCAUUCAUUGAAUAUCAUAAUAUCUUUAUAUAUAUAUAUUAUAUAUAUAUAUAUAUAUAUAUAUAUAUAUAUUGAAAGACAGAUAAUGUUCCCAAACUAUAAUAUGUUACAAAGUGUUAUAUUAUUAUGCUCUUGUUAUACUAUGUAAGGUCUGGCCUGUUUCUCCUUGCUUAUUUCAGUUUGGGAUCACAGGCUGAGCAGAAUUGUGCUCAUGAAGUCCUCCGUUGGUGAAACACUGAAACCAAACUGGUGUCCUAAUUGUGUCAGUUCAAAUAGUCUUUGCCACUGUCAGAAAGUUUUUUCCCCUCUCUCAUUGUAAAUAAUUUUGCUUCAUUAGAUCUUUGAUAGAAUUGUGGCCAUUUGUUAUUAAGGUAUAAUGAAUUUGUGGCAUUUUUCUGUAUAAAGGCAUCUUGUUUGUGUCUGUGUAAAACAAUAGACCCCAGUAUGGACACACUUUACUGAUUAUGUGGAUUAAUAGUCAUGCUGUUUGUUUCUAAACUGUUCAGUUGUCUUUGCAAAAAUCAGACAAUGAAUAGAGCACAGGUUCUUAAAAACGCUAGGUAUUCUGUUGAUGUCGCAUUUCAUUUAACAGUUGAAGAAUUGUGAAAAUGCUGUCUCCUGCACUCUCCUGCAAGCACUAUGUAACCCACAAUGACCAAGCCUCUAUUAUCAUUUAAAUACAGAUUAGAGAAAGCAAUAAUGAACUGUUAUUUAUGAAAUGUGUUGUCAAAGAUUAAAGUUAAUAUUGACAUAA